This is a messenger RNA of Cuscuta campestris, 1544 nucleotides long. The record is from the annotation of a GenBank genome assembly. Lineage: Eukaryota; Viridiplantae; Streptophyta; Magnoliopsida; Solanales; Convolvulaceae.
AUGGACGCCGCCGUCCUCGAUAUCGGAACCCAUGGCCGAAACCCUAGCCCCGCGCCAUCUCUCUGUCAGUCCGCCCCCUCAACACUUUCUACGAGUUCGAUGAAUAAGGGAUGAAAAGGGCCGGUUUUAUGCCUUAGAUCUGGGCGGCACAAACUUCCGUGUCAUGCGGGUUCAGCUCGGAGGAAAAGGGAAAGGGAUUGUCAAUAGAGAAUUUCAAGAAGUCUCGAUUCCUCCACACUUGAUGGCCGGAUCAUCCUCUGAUUCACUGUUUGAUUUCAUUGCCACUACGCUCGCGGCAUUUGUCCAAAAAGAAGAAGAAGGUGAUGAAUUUCACCUCCCGCUGGGGAGACAAAGGGAGUUGGGCUUCACCUUCUCGUUCCCAAUCAGGCAAACCUCGAUUGCGUCGGGAACACUUAUCAAAUGGACCAAGGGUUUCUCCAUAGAAGAAACGGUUGGACUAGACGUUGUAGAGGAGUUGAGGAAAGGCAUGGAAAGAGCUGGCCUUGAUAUUCGUGUUGCUGCAUUGGUAAAUGAUACGGUAGGAACAUUAGCAGGAGGGCGAUAUAGCAACCCUGAUGUCAUUGCUGCAGUCAUAUUAGGUACGGGUACAAAUGCUGCGUAUGUUGAGCGGGCAAAUGCAAUACCAAAGUGGAAGGGUUCACUUCCUAAAUCUGGAGAAAUGGUUAUCAACAUGGAAUGGGGCAAUUUCCGAACUUCGCAUCUUCCACUCUCAGACUACGAUCAUUUGCUUGAUAUUGAGAGUCUGAACCCCGGAGAACAGUUAUUUGAGAAGCUGGUUUCUGGCAUGUAUCUUGGAGAGAUUGUCCGAAGAGUGUUGUUGAGAUUGGCUGAAGAAGCUAACUUGUUCGGCGACACGGUCCCACCAAAGCUCAGGAUUCCAUUCAUUUUAAAGACUCCGGACAUGUCUGCAAUGCAUGAGGACACAUCUGCUGAUCUCAAUGUGGUCGGCGACAAACUUAAGGACGUUUUCGAGGUCCCCAACUCUUCCCUAAGAACAAGGGAAGUAGUCGUGGAGGUGUGUGACGUGAUCGCGACCCGUGGGGCCCGCCUCUCGGCAGCCGGAAUAGCUGGCAUACUCAAGAAGUUGGGAAGAGACGCCGCAAAGGCGGGAGAUGAGGAGGGGAAGAAGUCGGUGGUGGCGGUGGACGGAGGACUGUUUGAGCACUACAACAAGUUCAGAAGUUGCAUGGAAGGCGCUCUCAAGGAGUUGCUCGGGGAGGCGUAUUCGAGCCUCGUGAUCGAGCUCGCAAACGAUGGCUCGGGUGUCGGAGCUGCGCUUGUGGCCGCCUCUCAUUCGCAAUACGUUGAAUCGACUGUGGCGCAAUAGGUUUUGCAGUCUGUUCUCUUUGGUCUUCCCUUAGGUUGAUUUUUUGUUGAACUUUGUGGUUAGAUAGUUGUGUGCACAAAAGAUCCACAGCUCAAUGGUUGUAUUUAGUGUAAUUUUUGUACUCUUAUAUCGCAAUAUCUUUUUUAAAUUUCAGAGAAUAUGAACAUGUACUCCAUAAUACAUUCUAACACAGUCA